AAGUCUAGUUACCAGUUAGAAGCGGUUUUGUUCCGGUGAAAACCGCUUGUUUUGCUCAACAACACAGUAACUGCUGCCCACCAGUCUGUCUGGGUGCUUGUUGCUCGCUGUGAUUGUUAAGUAUCAAUUUCCUGUGUCACCUUUUAUGGGUUUUAUUUAUUUGUCUGCUCCUUCACGUGGAACCAAGCCCGGGCAUCGCUCAGAUAGAUGGAUUAUAACUCAACUGCUUGGACUCAUCAAUUUUGGAUAUUUGACUUCCGGAAUCUCAUACAACUGUUACUGUCACAUAAGUGCACAGCAUUAUCAAGAUCGAUGGCAUUUUAAAUGUUUCCCAGUUAAGGAUGAUCGGUGAUAAUAAAAAGAAAAAGCUGCAUGGAAAUCACCGGUUUAUUGGACACCCUCAUGUUAGGACAGUCGAAGACAACUGCCGUGCAAUAAAUCACACAAACAUGUGAAAUGUGUUCUCGGUGAUGCAAGCUGUCCAGAGAAGCGGAGCCUCAGCUGAACAUCACCUUCUUUCUUUUUUGUUUGUGUGCUAAAUGUGAUCAUAUAACUUCUGCUGCAUAAAGAUGUCCAGCUAUUGGCCAACAUCAGCAGGGCACGUCAUCUCCAUCAAUCAGGGACCUGCUGUUUCUCCUCUGAGGAAGGUCCCCACGGUCGUCCAGCCGCCUGACCAUGCGUUUGUGAAUGCAUGAGAGGCCGGGCAUGAAGUGCACCCGCGUCCAAUGAGUAUGCAGGGAGAGGUGAUAAUGACUUCCUAUCAAGAGUUAACGGCCGAAGGGGAGAGAAGAAGCCCACUGUUCACCGGCUGCUGCCGAGCAAAAGAGGUCAUAAAGCGGGACCUGUGCGCCAGGACUCAUCCUGAACUCUGCAGCCGUGAUGAGGGGAGAAAACUGGAAGUGGCUUCAAGAUUUAAUUCUCCGCAUCCUCACUACUUAACUCUCAACAACAGUUUAACUCUGUGCACCUCCUCUGUCAGCCCCCCUCUGCCUCCUUCUCCUCCUCCUCCUCCUCCUCCUCCUCCUACUCCUCCUCCAGUGUUUGUGUUUGAGACUCUCGGGGGCUCCUCCACACCGGCCUGCCCCCACUCGUCCCGUGUCCCCUGGCGGUGCAGGGCGCAGGGGCAGAACUCUCCAAGACGCGGACACUGUGAGUCAAAGGACGGCGAGACGGGACCUGGCGAUUUUAUGUCACUUUCAGACCAAACUAUUCAAAUCCACUCUUACAGUGGCCUCAACACUGACGUCGCCGUCCGAAGUUCGCUCAGAUCAGACUCUAACAUCAUGGCUGAUACGGAUGAAACUUUUGAGUGGAUGAGAAUAAAGAGGAGUCUGCACAGGGCGGCAGGAGUCCACAUGACCUGCGGGUUCAGUGUUGUUGGCUCGGGUGUCGAAGCUAUGAAGGCUGGAGUAAGAAGCAGCGGCAGCAGCAGCAGCAGCAGCAGCACAGUCUGCGCGUUGGGUCAUCCCAGCACGGUGACCGGGACCCCGAGGACCAGCUUCAGCACCAGGCAGCUGACCGAGCUGGAGAAGGAGUUCCACUUCAACAAGUACCUGACGCGGGCCAGGCGGGUGGAGGUCUCCUGCGCCCUGCAGCUCAGCGAGACGCAGGUGAAAGUGUGGUUUCAGAACAGACGCAUGAAGCAGAAGAAAUUACAGAGGCACGGCUUUUUCUCAGAGUCGGGGCCCGCGGCUCUGCACUCAGACACCCCGGACACCUGCCUCUCCUCCCUGGGACCGACCUCACCGAAACACCUGCCCCUGAACUCCUGAGCCGCUGGAGCAGCAUCAGCCUGCACCUUUUUCAUCCGCGUUUGCAUCGGUUUCACUGAGGCUUCACCUCUAUUUGCUUACACCACGAUGGAUGAUUAUUACAAGAAGCGAGCAAUGGCGAAACUUCUUCAUGCAACAACGGGUCAAAACAAUCAGUCAUCCUCGCCGGCCUCAGACUGGCGCUCUGAUUUGAAUAUUAAAAUUCAAGUCAUUACAUUUCGCGAUCCCAUCUUCUACACAAUGUAAACGACGACAUACAAACUUUAUAUUGAUUGUGAAGCGAUGCAGUGUUUAUUUAUUUUGUACAAUUAUACAGGAACAGACCGU
Molecule: messenger RNA, 2099 nt
Organism: Solea senegalensis (Senegalese sole)
Lineage: Eukaryota; Metazoa; Chordata; Actinopteri; Pleuronectiformes; Soleidae
Gene: hoxc1a
Product: homeobox C1a
Exons: 6
Coding region: 726-1772 (348 amino acids)
Biological process (GO): regulation of transcription by RNA polymerase II
Cellular component (GO): nucleus
Molecular function (GO): DNA-binding transcription factor activity, RNA polymerase II-specific; RNA polymerase II cis-regulatory region sequence-specific DNA binding
Source: RefSeq, a predicted model, not a curated record